This is a messenger RNA of Alligator sinensis (Chinese alligator), 825 nucleotides long. Its product is annotated as mast cell protease 1A-like. Gene Ontology annotation, biological process: proteolysis. The transcript is spliced from 5 exons. Gene Ontology annotation, cellular component: intracellular membrane-bounded organelle; cytoplasm. Gene Ontology annotation, molecular function: serine-type endopeptidase activity. Lineage: Eukaryota; Metazoa; Chordata; Crocodylia; Alligatoridae. The coding region runs from base 1 to 825 and encodes 274 amino acids. The record is from RefSeq and is a predicted model, not a curated record.
AUGCCCCUGACUCUUCGAAAUCAAGAGUCCUCUCCAGAGUCAGAUGCUUCUUUACAGCAGCUGCCUUGGGAUCUAGCUAGAAAUGAACUGAGGGCCAGAAGGGAAAGGAGUUUGUAUGGGAUUGGAGAUGAGAUCAUUGGAGGACGGGAAGCUAAGAAGUACUCCCGUCCUUACAUGGCUUACACAAUCAUCAAAACAUCUGAGAAUGAAGAACUGGCAUGUGGAGGGUUCCUGAUCCAGGAAGAUGUGGUGGUGACAGCGGCUCACUGUAACACCGACAAAAUGUCUGUGAUUCUGGGAGCGCACAACAUUCGGAAGCCAGAACCAAACUCACAGAGGAUCGAAGUGAGGCACUGGAUUCCCCACCCUCAGUUCAACAGGACGGCCUUUUACUAUGACAUCAUGCUUCUGCAGCUGAAACACCACGCCAGGCUGAAUCACCAAGUUCAAACCAUCCCCCUGCCUGCUUGGAGGAAGUGUGUGAAACCAGGAACCAUGUGCUCCGUAGCUGGCUGGGGCGGAACGUGUCUGUCGAAUGAAACCGGCUCUGAUGUACUGCUGGAGGUGGACUUGAAGGUCCAGGAUGAUGACAUCUGCAAAAAGACUUUCUUCAGAUAUUCUCCUCAGGUUCAGAUGUGCGUGGGAGAUUCCUCUGGAGAGAAAUCAACAUUCAAAGGUGAUUCUGGGGGUCCUCUGGUGUGCAACGGGACAGCCUAUGGCAUUGUCUCCUAUGGACCACAUGGAAAAACCUUCCCUAAAGUAUUUGCAAAAGUGUGCAGUUUCAUCCCCUGGAUCAACGAAGAGCUUAAAAAGCUACAUCCUUAG